Rhinolophus ferrumequinum (greater horseshoe bat) is the source of this 749-nucleotide messenger RNA. RefSeq names its product cytochrome c oxidase assembly protein COX20, mitochondrial. The coding region runs from base 256 to 615 and encodes 119 amino acids. Gene Ontology annotation, biological process: mitochondrial respiratory chain complex IV assembly. Gene Ontology annotation, cellular component: mitochondrion; mitochondrial inner membrane. The transcript has 4 exons. The record is from RefSeq and is a predicted model, not a curated record. Lineage: Eukaryota; Metazoa; Chordata; Mammalia; Chiroptera; Rhinolophidae.
CGGGGUUGUUUUCCGAGCCCUUCUCCUCCCACGGCCCCGGCUCCCUGGGCCUGGGAUUCCCCUGGAGGAGAAGGUGUGGCGCGUUCAGUGAACAAAGGAGACAGCCCGGGCCGGCGCGGCCACUGGGGAGCAAAAAAACGUUCCCUAAAAUGGCGGCCUGCGCGCGUGGGCGGGGCGGCGCGUGGCUGGUGGGGCUUCCGCUCGCGGUGGGCCUUGGCGGGGCCUGGGCGGGACUGGAGGCGCCAACUCGUCCUCAUGGCCGCAGCGCCGGAGCCCGGCGAGGCCGGGAAGGGGAAGCCCUUUAAGCUCCUAGGAAUUUUAGAUGUCGAAAACAUUCCUUGUGCACGGGACUCGAUAUUAUAUGGUUCAUUAGGAUCUGCUGUGGCUGGCCUUGGACAUUUUUUGUUAACUAGUAGAAUUAGAAGGUCAUGUGAUGUUGCAGUAGGAGGAUUCAUCUUGGUGACUUUAGGCUGCUGGUUCCAUUGUAGGUAUAAUCAUGCAAAGCUAAGAAUACAAGAAAGAAUUGCCAGAGAAGGAAUUAAAAAUAAGAUUUUAUAUGAAAGUACCCACCUUGAUCCUGAAAGAAAACAAACCAACGGGAACGGCAGCAACUGAGUAGAGUCUCAAGCACAGAAACCCCAAUACAACUCACUGAAGUCAGUGAGAACAAAGGGCGGGCAACUAUGUAAAACACUGUUACCUACCUGAGAAGGCUUUCAAUCAAGUAAAUAAAGGAUGUGUAAGUUGCA